Salvia splendens (bonfire salvia) is the source of this 1644-nucleotide messenger RNA. RefSeq lists its product as uncharacterized. Lineage: Eukaryota; Viridiplantae; Streptophyta; Magnoliopsida; Lamiales; Lamiaceae. Bases 1 to 1644 code for a protein of 547 amino acids. The transcript has a single exon. The record is from RefSeq and is a predicted model, not a curated record.
AUGAUCCCUUCUGUUGCUAUGUUAGUUUCUCUUGCAAUGCUAGUUUGCCUGGCGCUUAGCGUGUCAGCGAUGAAGAGGAGUCUGAAACAAAAGUACGAAGAGAAGCACAGAGAAGCUUUGGAGAAAGAAGAAGAAUUGGUGGAGAGCUUCAAGAUAGAUGAUCAGAGAAGGCAGAUGAUGAAAUACUGGGUGAUGGCAGAGAGCAGCUGCCCUCAGUUUGUGAUAGCGCGUUCUUGUGUUUGCGCAGCUUCAUCUAUGAUCACCUCAUUUUUUGGCAGCAUAUAUACUGUGGUUCAUGUUCUUGACGGGACAAGCGCGAAUGCGCCCGGUAAGACGUCCUAUGGAGUUUACACCAAAAGGAUUGUAGCAGUUCAGUCCCACGGAGUGGGGAUAGCAGUGAUUCUGGCUAUGUUGAGAUUGUUAGUCGCCCUCGUGUUUCGUUGCUCAUCAACCAACACUUGGAUGAUUGAAAGUUACUGGAUUCAGACGCUCAACGACUGCAGAAACAGCUCCGCAGGCAUAAAAAUUGAGCCAAACAGAUGGGGCAAAUGUCUUUUCAAUGCAAAAUGGUGUGUGCUAACUUUCUGCAUUGGAGUUCAGAGAUUUAUUGUUCUUGCAAGCAAAACCCUCAUCUUCUUUUCUGGCUUCAUAGUGGCUCCAUUAGUAAUGUGCUUCACUCACAUCAACAAUUUUGCGAGGAGGCAUCAUGAUACAUCAUCGGGUGGUGACGACAUGGAUCUGAACUACCUAAGCAGUUAUGUUCUGUUACUAGACGGCGAGGUGGAGCUGCCGACAAGCUUGGUGAGAAGCAUGUGCCGCGAGGCUGAUGGCAUGAUUAAGAUAGGUAGAGAGAAGAAGCCCUCCAACCUUAUAAAUCUUUUACAAAAAUCUGAUAGCUCUUAUACUAGCCAAAUCACAACCUUAGUUUUAGCUUAUGAUUGUUGGACUCUACAAGUAGUCACUCUCACAAGCAUUGCACUCGCCCUUCCCAACAUCUCCCAGCAUCAACGCAAGCAGUUGUUGAGCAGUGUGAGCGAAGGCCUUUCUCUCACAACAACAGUCGAAAAAACUUUGGACACAAAUGGAAAAUUUAAGAGCAUUAGGAAUGCUGCAAGUUCUACUUGGGUGGAACUGCUAGUUUACUCCAAGUGGGCUGAGAUCGAUCUCAGAACUGGAUUUCUAUGGUGCAGAAACAGCAAGCAAGUCUUGCAAGAGCUCUCCGAUAAAGCCGAAGAGAUCGUUACGGAGUUGAAGAGUGAAUCACAAGAUUCCAAUAUGGGAAAUCCUCUAAACUUCCCAGCAAGAGUUGUGGCUGCAAACUCCAUGUACAGUAUAUGUCAAACCAUUUUGUUGUCCUAUGGUGAAGAGGAGAGUUGUGAGGAAAUGUGGAAGAGAUUAUGUGUUAUGAUUGCAGAUGUUUUGGUAGCGUGUCUCACCAAUUUGCCACAUGCUAUAACCAAAAUGUGUCACCAGAGUUGCAUUGAAAAGAGAGACGAGACUGAGCGCGAAGCAUUUCUGCUUUUGGGAAAGACAGAAGAAGUUGUUGGAAUUGUUCGACGACAAAGACAUUUAUGUAUUGAUCAUGACGAAGAUGCUUUGACGAUGCCAAGCAUGAGUGAGUUGGCUGUAACAGUGGAUUGUUGA